Paramecium pentaurelia is the source of this 1651-nucleotide messenger RNA. The record is from the annotation of a GenBank genome assembly. Lineage: Eukaryota; Ciliophora; Oligohymenophorea; Peniculida; Parameciidae.
AUGAGCAGUAUUGACUUAAAGGACUAAAAUCAAGAAAAUUAAUAAAACUAAUAAAGUAAAUCAUAAAAAAAACAACGAAAAAUCAUUGACAAACUAACUCAACUUACUGAGGAGUAUUUUUAGUAAUCAUAAGUAAUUAUAGAUUUUAAGUAGAAUAUAAAUUAGGAUGGAAUCUCCUCUAGUAAGUCUUUGGCUUAGAUAUCUAACAAUUAAUUAAGAAAACAAUAAAUCAACCGAUUAGUUGAGGAAUGCUGUAAAAUGAAGAAUGUAUCCAAAAGCAUAAUCAUUAGCUUAAAGAAAUUCCUCCAGAAUAGGUUUUAAAAAUGGUUAAAACUUACGAUAUGUUAUUUGCUAGUCAAUCCAAAUAGGUAAUAAUAAAUGAAUUCAAUAUUUAAAUUAUCGAUAUCAAAUUGAGAGUCCAUCAUGAAUUUGAAGAUUAUUUAUAUUCUUAACACCCCUUAAUCCAUAAUACAUUCAGAAGAGGCCUAUGCUAUUUAAUAUAAGACAAUGAAUAUUCAAUUAUAAGGAGAGGACUUAAAAAAUUCUUUGAUAUGUAAUAUUAUAUUGAUUCAAAAGAAAUUUAAAGUAAUUUUACAGCUAAGGCAAUUCAAAUUUGACCAAUAAGACAGAUUAAAUAAUAAAUAAUUAUACAUUAUCUUGUUUGCCAAAGGAGUCUGAAAUCAAAAUAACUUAAAUGGAAAAGGUUAAUGGAGAAAAUGCAUAAAUUUCUUAUAUUAGAACUUUGGAUCGUUGGGUUAUAGGAUCAAAGAAUGUGACAUUAUUAUGUAUAGAUGAAUCUGAACUAAAAUAAUAUGAUUCUUAAAUUACUAAUGAUCCUCUUGAUUCAAGAUACAAAUAUGCUAUAAAAAUUGCAUAGGAAUGGUUAAAAAUAAUUGCAUUAUCUAAAAAUGUUGAUACCAUAAAGAAUUAUUUAAAUGAACAUACAUUAAUUGGAGAAUAUUGUGGAAAUAUUGAAUAUUAGCACCUUGUAUAAUAUGAUCAUGUAUAACUUAAAUUUUAUGCAUUGGUUCCUAAAUUAAGUAAUGAAUCUUCAGUAACUUGUCUUCAUCCAGAUUUUACUUUAAAUUUAUUAUAAUCAUUAGAAUUAAAUAUAGUUAAGUUCAAUCAUAUUAUUGCUGAAAAUUAUUAAGAUUUUAUAAAGAAGUUAUUGGAUUUAACUAGGAAUAUUUCAAUAUCAAAAUUAUAAGAUGAUGGUGAAGGAAAUGUAUUAUAUUUUAGUGAUUCACAAAAAGAGUGUUUCUCUUUAGCUAAAUUAAAAACACUAGAAUGUAAUUUAAUAUUAACAAUUUUAGAUAGAUUUAAAAGAAAAAUAAGAGAAAAAUUAAGAUUGAUUAUAACUAAGAAUCAAGAUCCAAAUUUAACAUUAGAUAAAUAUGUGGAUGAAGUAACAUAAUUAUUGAAGGAGCUUAAUCAAAUUUAUGAAGAUCCUAUUUAAAUAGAUCUAAAUAUAGAUUUAGCUAAAAAAUGCUUUGAAGCUGCUAAAAUUGAGAGUAUUCAAAAAAAUACAGAUUUUAAGAAUUUUUGUUUAGAAUUAAUUGAUAAUAAAUUCUUAUCAUUUUUGACAGAAAUAGAACAAAAUUAAUAAGAAAAUGUUUUUGAAUUAGCAUAUUAGAGAAAAAAUAUAAUUUGA